UCAACGCGCCUCUUCUCCACCUCCCACAACCACUAACUAUGGCCACCGCGGCGCCUAAAUUCACCACCACCAAAGUCUCCUCCGCCGCCCCCAAAUUGUCCCUCCUCCGCCGCAAUCCACCACCUCGUUGCCAAUUUCCGGCGGCGCUGCUCACAAAGCCCUCUCUCUCGUGCUCCCCUAGCAGAAUUAGGGCAAUCAAAUGCCAGGCCACCGAGGUCUCUCCGCCGUCGCCGCUCGCGGCGGAGGACGGGAAGAAUUGGGUGCCCGUGGUGCCCCUGGCGGCGCUGCCGAAGGGAGAGCGGCGCGUGAUUAUACAGGAUGGGGAGACGAUUUUGCUUCUGUGGUAUAAAAAUGACGUCUUUGCUAUCGAGAACAGGUCCCCUGCUGAAGGCGCCUAUUCUGAAGGCUUGCUCAAUGCUAAGCUCACUCAGGAUGGAUGUAUAAUCUGCCCGACAACAGACAGCACGUUUAAUCUGCAAACCGGAGAGAUCAAAGAGUGGUAUCCUAAGAAUCCGGUUCUUCGGGCCCUCACUCCACCUCUGAGGGGGCUCUUUAUCUACCCCGUCAAAACUGAUGAAAACAACAUUUACAUCGACAUGGGUGGCAGUGCCCCGUUGGAUGCAUCAACGGAGAUCGUUUUCAGUGGCAAGGCUCAGCCAGGAUUCACAUCAACAGAUGUCAAUGUUGACGAGGUCAGGAUGGUUGUAGACGAAAAUCUCGAGGGCUUUGGGUUCAAUAGGAAGAACGAGCUGAUCAACGGGAAAGCAGCCGUGAUUGGCUUCCUAGUGCUGCUAGAUUUCGAGCUUUUGACCGGUAAAGGCAUACUCAAAGGAACUGGUUUCUUGGACUUCAUCUACUCUGUUUCGAACGCUCUGCAGUGAUUCGUUCCACGAGAAAACGUUACAGAUGAAAUCCCCGAGUCCACAAUCUGUGUUCGACUCCAGUCGACUACCGAGGUAGAAAUUUUAAGUAAUGGUUAUGAUCAUAUGAAUGAUGAGACUUGCUUUUCUAGUUUGCUUAAAGUUUCUACUUAUGUAUGAGGUGUGCCAUAGUUGAAUAUGGAUUAUUGACUAGAGGAUUUAGGACUGAGAUUUACUGAUGGUAUAUAAAUAUUUACUUCCUUUUAUUGCAUUGUAGUACCUUGUAAAUCGAAACACAUUUUUAUAUAUUGAAAGUAUAUAUUGACAUAA
Messenger RNA from Salvia hispanica, 1190 nucleotides. Lineage: Eukaryota; Viridiplantae; Streptophyta; Magnoliopsida; Lamiales; Lamiaceae. The record is from RefSeq and is a predicted model, not a curated record.